Messenger RNA from Fragaria vesca subsp. vesca, 715 nucleotides. Its product is annotated as dephospho-CoA kinase domain-containing protein-like. NCBI's taxonomy places the organism in Eukaryota, Viridiplantae, Streptophyta, Magnoliopsida, Rosales, Rosaceae. Gene Ontology annotation, molecular function: dephospho-CoA kinase activity; ATP binding. The record is from RefSeq and is a predicted model, not a curated record. The transcript has 3 exons. The coding region runs from base 8 to 715 and encodes 235 amino acids. Gene Ontology annotation, biological process: coenzyme A biosynthetic process.
GAGAAGAAUGAGGAUAGUGGGACUGACGGGUGGGAUUUCGUCUGGGAAGAGUACUGUCUCAAAUCUCUUCAAGGCCCAUGACAUUCCUGUUGUCGACGCUGACCUUGUGGCUCGGGAUGUAUUGAAGAAGGGAACUGGUGGAUGGAAAAAGGUUAUUCCAGCAUUUGGACAGGACAUUCUGCAACCUGAUGGAGAAGUUGAUAGGCCUAAACUAGGCCAAAUUGUAUUCUCUAAUCCUGAAAAGAGUCAACUUUUGAACCGACUAUUGGCUCCUUACAUAUCAUCUGGAAUCUUUUGGGAAAUUUCUAAGCUAUGGCUGAAGGGGUUUAAAGUUAUUGUUCUUGAUGUCCCUCUGUUAUUCGAGGCCAAGAUGGACAGAUGGACAAAGCCCAUUAUCGUUGUAUGGGUCAAUCCUGAAACACAACUCAAGAGACUCAUGUUGAGGGACAGCACAAGUGAGGAUGAUGCUCUAAACCGAAUAAACGCUCAGAUGUCACUUGAUUUAAAGAGGGAUAAGGCUGACAUAGUGAUUGAUAACACUGGAUCACGAGAGGAUUUAGAGGAGAAGUUUAGGAGUGUGCUAUUUGAGGUCAAAAAGCCCUUGACAUGGACAGAAUUUUGGCUUUCUCGACAAGGUGCUUCAUCUGCUCUUGUCUCCAUUAUCAUAGGUGUUCUUAUGUUCAGAAAAGUUUAUAACAGUAGCAAUAAAUUAUAG